GCUCUGAAUGCUUACAUGAGUUAUCGACAGGAGACGAUGACUCUGGCACGCCUGAGACACCCAUGUCUGAUAUCUCUUAUUGGUGCUUAUGUACUUUCUCUAUCUUACGUGAUGGAAUUAUCUCCCCUAGGAUCGUUAAGAUCUGUUAUUGAUGAA
Helobdella robusta is the source of this 156-nucleotide messenger RNA. RefSeq lists its product as hypothetical. The record is from RefSeq and is a predicted model, not a curated record. NCBI's taxonomy places the organism in Eukaryota, Metazoa, Annelida, Clitellata, Rhynchobdellida, Glossiphoniidae. The annotation marks the transcript as partial. The transcript has a single exon.